Messenger RNA from Verruconis gallopava, 579 nucleotides. RefSeq lists its product as uncharacterized. Gene Ontology annotation, biological process: translation reinitiation; formation of translation preinitiation complex. Gene Ontology annotation, molecular function: translation initiation factor activity; mRNA binding. The transcript is spliced from 4 exons. The coding region runs from base 1 to 579 and encodes 192 amino acids. NCBI's taxonomy places the organism in Eukaryota, Fungi, Ascomycota, Dothideomycetes, Venturiales, Sympoventuriaceae. The record is from RefSeq and is a predicted model, not a curated record.
AUGUCAGAGGUUGAAUCACUUCCUUCCGCCCAGCCUAAGGACGUCGUCUACUGCGGAGUAUGCUCGUUGCCUCCAGAGUACUGUGAAUUCGGUGGCACGACACAAAAAUGCGAGGACUGGCUCAAGGCGAAACAUCCUGGCAUGCAUGCGAAGCUGUAUUCGGAAGAAGUCCUGGCUCAGAACUUAUCGUCGUUAUCUGUCAAGGCCCAAGAGCGUGCUGCUAAGGACGCUUCGAAGAAAGCUGCAAAGGCGGCGAACGCAGAGGAGCGCGAAGCCGAGAAGCGUGCAUCAUCCAAAGUUCAAAUUAAACGUAUUGAACGAAACAAGAGGAAGUAUAUCACUUGUGUGCAAGGCCUGGAGAACUUCGGCUUUGAUCUAAAGAAAGUAGCAAAGGACUUCGGGAAGAAGUUUGCCACAGGCAGCAGCGUUACUAAGGUCCCUAGCGGCGGCGAGGAGAUCACGGUGCAGGGAGACGUGGCUUACGAUAUUGAAGAGUUCAUCCUAGAUGCGUUCAAGGACAUCCCAGAGGACAAUGUCGAAGUAAUAGAAGAAAAGAAGAAAAAGAGCGCUGCGGGAUGA